This is a messenger RNA of Eimeria maxima, 1773 nucleotides long. RefSeq names its product sufB/sufD domain-containing protein, putative. The transcript has 7 exons. NCBI's taxonomy places the organism in Eukaryota, Apicomplexa, Conoidasida, Eucoccidiorida, Eimeriidae. The coding region runs from base 1 to 1773 and encodes 590 amino acids. Gene Ontology annotation, biological process: iron-sulfur cluster assembly. The record is from RefSeq and is a predicted model, not a curated record.
AUGCCAGCUAGCGCACUAAAAGGCAUGCAGCCGCACUCGCAGCACCCACACCACAAACCGCACCCACGUCGUCAUAAUGCCAACAGCAGCGGCAACAGCAGUAGCUGCGGCGGCAGCAGCAAAAGCCCCACUGAUGGCGCUUGUGGAUGCUCCGGCACGUCGCCUACAGCAGCGGCAGCAGACUUAGAUCCAUCAACAGAAACAGCAACAGCAGCAGCAGGUACAGCAGCAGGUAACGAGGAGACAGAUGAUAAUGAGGAGGAGGAGGAGCAGCUGCCCGCUGUUUGCUGUAGCUUUUUCGAUAUAACAGAUGCUGCUGUUAGAGCAGCAAUCGAAAAAGAAUUAAAAUUUAUACCCGAGUAUACAAAUUACUAUCGCUGCAACACACAGCCGCUGCAUAGAGGACAGGUGGGUAAGACUAGCCGCAAAUACGACAACGAUUACGCGAUAUAUGAUUACCGAAAGUUUGACUUUGGAAUGGCGAAGUUGUCUUCCCUCAACUUAGCAGGAAUGCACGAUGCUGGCGUCCUUAUCGUCACUGAUUGGGAGGAAGAGGAGGAGGAAGGAGAACAGCAGCAGCGGCAACAGCAGCAACAGCAACAUAAACAGACUGCUGCUGCAGGCCCUGCCACUUGGGCUGCUUCUGCAGGUGGAGCCGCGCAGAACCAAGAAACAGCGCCUCAUCAUCCCGCAGCGACAGCAGCAAGGACAGCAGCGUCCAAAGUAGCAAUGACAGGAAAGGCCACUCAUUCAUUCAAGAGGAAGCCUGUCGUGUUGCAAGUCAUUCAUGUCUCCACAACGGACGAAAUCGAUCGCAUCGGAACCAGCAGCAGCAGCAGCAAUAGCUGCAACAGCAGCUCAGGGCCUGCAACUCCCAUAGUUAAUCCUCGCUUUGUUAUCCACGUAGGGCGCAAUGCAAAAUGCCGCGUACAUCAAACGCACGUCAGUCUUUCUUCGUUGCUAUCGCCAGCAGAGCAGCAGCAGCUCCAGCAAAUCAAACAGCAACAGCAGAAAGAGUCCAAGGGUUUUCGAGGCCCCCUCGUCAACUCCGCCACCAGAAUAGUAGUGGAGGAGGGAGGCGAAGUUCACCAUGUUUACUCCCAGGAGUUAAACGAAGAAACGGCCCACAUUGAGAACAUUUCUGUUUGCUGCCAGGAUAAUUCCAAAUAUCGACUGACGCACGUUGAUUUAGGCGCUGCGUUUAGCCGCUUUGCACUGCAGGUGGAGGGGGCGGAAGGCUCGACGCAUAUAUCCCGCGGUCUCUCGGUGCUGCAUGGCAAGCAGCGCCACGCCAAGUUUGAAAUGUUUCAUCAUCUCCAGCCCGACGCUGUCACCGACCAAGUACACAGAAGUCUUGUCGCAGGAAACGGAAGAGCUGUCUGGAGGGGUCGAAUUAGAAUAGAGCGGGACGGGAUAGGGGCAGAUGCUUCUUCUUUAAACAGAGUCAUUUUGCUGGAAGACGGGGCCACCUGUGUGGCAGUGCCGACGCUAGAAAUUAUCCCGGAGGAUAUCAAAAAGGCCACUCACGGGGCGGCCAUUCGCGACUUCGACACGGAGCCGCUGUUCUACAUGAGGAGUCGGGGGAUUCCAACAGACAAAGCGAAGCGGCUGCUGAUGCUGGCGUUUGCUGAUGACGUCGUGAAACCAACGGAAGACCCCCGGCUGGCUGCUCGUGUGCAAGAGAAGGUGGAGCAGCUGCUGCCGAAGGGCGGCGCCGCAGCUGAGGACCUGCAGCGUCACCAUAUGUUUCGCGGGGGAGAUGGGGGCACCUAA